Molecule: messenger RNA, 4101 nt
Organism: Thalassophryne amazonica
Lineage: Eukaryota; Metazoa; Chordata; Actinopteri; Batrachoidiformes; Batrachoididae
Gene: uba1
Product: ubiquitin-like modifier activating enzyme 1
Exons: 25
Coding region: 1-3171 (1056 amino acids)
Biological process (GO): protein sumoylation
Cellular component (GO): cytoplasm; SUMO activating enzyme complex
Molecular function (GO): SUMO activating enzyme activity
Source: RefSeq, a predicted model, not a curated record
AUGUCCAGCUCGCCGCUGUCAAAGAAGCGUCGCUUGUCAGGAACAGAGACGAAGACGGGAUCCCACUGCUCCUCCUCUAACUCUGUCAGAACUGAUCUGUCCCACACACCUGCCAACGGCAUGGCUAAGAAUGGCAAUGAUGCUGAUAUUGAUGAAGGCCUGUACUCCAGACAACUUUAUGUGUUGGGCCAUGAGGCUAUGAAGCGCAUGCAGAACUCCAAUGUCCUCAUCUCUGGUAUGAGAGGGCUGGGAGUGGAAAUUGCCAAGAACGUCAUCUUAGGAGGAGUAAGAAGUGUCACUGUGCAUGACCAGGGCAUUGCAGAAUGGAGAGAUCUCUCUUCACAGUUUUACCUCUGGGAAGAAGACUUGGGGAAGAACAGGGCAGAGGUGACGCAGCCUCGUUUGGCUGAACUCAACAGCUAUGUCUCAGUGAAUGCUUACACAGGAGAGCUCACUGAAGACUAUCUGACCCAGUUCCAGAUGGUAGUGCUAACUAACUCCACACUGGACGAGCAAAUUCAAAUUGGAGAAUUCUGCCACAGUAAGGGAAUCAAACUGAUUGUUGCUGACACACGAGGCCUGUUUUGCCAGGUUUUCUGUGAUUUCGGUGAUGAGAUGGUAGUGUAUGACACCAAUGGAGAACAGCCCCUGAGUGCCAUGAUUUCAAUGAUCACUAAGGACAGUCCAGGUGUGGUGACAUGUCUAGAUGAGGCUCGUCAUGGCUUUGAGAGUGGAGACUACGUCUCUUUCACGGAAGUUCUUGGUAUGACGGAGCUCAACAACUGCAAGCCAGUUGAAAUCAAAGUUCUUGGUCCCUACACCUUUAGCAUCUGUGACACAACCAGUUUUUCAGACUAUAUAAGGGGUGGGAUUGUGACACAAGUCCGGAUGCCUGCAAAGGUUUCAUUUAAAUCCAUAUCGUCCUCCAUGGCUGACCCAGAGCUUGUAAUGACAGACUUUGGAAAGUUUGAACAUCCACCACAGCUGCAUCUGGGCUUUCAAGCCAUCCAUAGCUUCCAGAAAAAGCACAGCCGUCUGCCUGCACCUUGGAACCAGAGUGACGGUGAAGAGUUGGUUACACUGGCUAAGGAGGUGAACUCUGCUCAAACUGGAUCAGCCAAAGUGGAGCAAGUGAAUGAAGCACUAAUUAAAAAACUGGCCUUUGUGUCUUCUGGUGACCUAGCCCCUGUUAAUGCUUACAUUGGUGGCGUGACAGCACAGGAAGUGAUGAAGGCUUGCACAGGGAAAUUUAUGCCUAUAAGGCAGUGGCUGUACUUUGAUGCCCUGGAGUGUUUGCCUGAAGAGGAUGGAGUUUUACUCACAGAGGAAGAAUGUGCUCCAAGAAAUUGUCGCUAUGAUGGACAGAUUGCCGUUUUUGGCAGAAAGUUGCAAGAAAUACUUGCCAAGCAACGCUACUUCCUGGUGGGAGCUGGUGCCAUUGGCUGUGAGCUGUUAAAGAACUUUGCCAUGAUGGGACUUGCUUGUGGUGAGGGCAAGGUCAUUGUGACAGAUAUGGACACCAUAGAGAAGUCAAACCUCAACAGGCAGUUCCUCUUCAGACCCUGGGAUGUUACGAAAAUGAAAAGUGACACAGCUGCAGCAGCAGUGAAACAGAUGAACCCUUCCUUCAAGAUAACAGCCCACCAGAACAGGGUUGGCCCUGAAACAGAGAGGGUCUAUGAUGAUGACUUCUUUGAAAGUCUUGAUGGAGUUGCCAAUGCUUUGGACAAUGUUGAUGCACGUAUGUACAUGGAUCGGAGAUGCGUGUACUACCGUAAACCUUUACUGGAGUCUGGUACUUUGGGUACUAAAGGCAAUGUCCAGGUUGUCAUUCCCUUCCUCACAGAGUCCUACAGCUCCAGCCAAGAUCCUCCUGAGAAAUCCAUCCCCAUAUGUACCCUGAAGAACUUCCCCAAUGCCAUUGAGCACACACUGCAAUGGGCCCGUGACGAGUUUGAGGGACUGUUCAAACAGCCGCCAGAGAAUGCCAUGCAAUACCUCACAGAUCCUAAGUUCAUGGAGCGUACUUUAAAACUUCCUGGAGCUCAGCCAGUGGAAGUGUUGGAGGCAGUACAUAAGAGUCUUGUCACAGACCGUCCUCACAGCUGGGCUGACUGUGUAGCUUGGGCCCGCAACCACUGGCAGUGUCAGUACAGCAACAACAUCCGCCAGCUGCUGCACAACUUUCCUCCGGACCAGCUUACCAGCUCUGGCGCCCCCUUCUGGUCUGGCCCAAAGAGGUGUCCACACCCCCUAGAAUUUAGUACAAGUAACGAGCUGCAUAUGGACUAUGUGAUGGCAGCAGCCAACCUGUUCGCUCAGACAUAUGGCCUCCCCGGCAGCACUGACCGUGCAGCACUGACCAAAAUUUUGCAGGAGGUCAGUGUGCCUGUCUUUAUGCCACGCUCUGGGGUUAAAAUCCAUGUAUCUGAUCAAGAGCUGCAGAACAGCAAUUCUUCUGUCGAUGACUCCAGGUUGACAGAGCUUAAGACCCUGUUGCCAACUGCUGAAUCGUUCCAGUUGAAACUCAACUCCAUUGACUUUGAGAAGGAUGACGACACAAAUUUCCACAUGGACUUCAUUGUGGCAGCAUCCAACCUGCGAGCAGAGAACUAUGACAUUCCACCAGCAGAUAGACACAAGAGCAAACUGAUAGCUGGCAAGAUCAUUCCUGCCAUUGCCACGACCACUGCUGCAGUGGUUGGCCUUGUGUGCUUGGAGCUCCUCAAAAUUGUUCAAGGACAUAAGAGCCUGGAGUCCUUCAAGAAUGGCUUCAUGAACUUGGCCCUUCCUUUCUUUGCCUUCUCUCAGCCCAUCGCCGCUCCCACCCACGAGUACUACGAUAUUAAGUGGACCUUGUGGGAUCGCUUUGAAGUCACAGGAAUGAAGCCCAGUGGGGAGAUGACACUCCGAGAGUUCCUGGACUAUUUUCAGAAUGAGCACAAGUUGGAGAUCACCAUGCUUUCUCAGGGAGUCUCCAUGUUGUAUUCCUUUUUCAUGUCUUCCCCAAAGCUCAAAGAGAGAGAGCACCUGCCGAUGACUGAAAUUGUGGCUAAGGUGUCUAAAAAGAAGCUGGGCAAGCAUGUCAAAGCGCUGGUGUUCGAGCUCUGCUGCAAUGACAAUUCUGGCGAAGAUGUGGAAGUACCCUAUGUCAGAUACACCAUCCGCUGAGUCACACACUGAACCAGCCCUCAGACAUGGGGAGGGGGAAACUGGGUGGUUGGUUGGUGUGAGAAUUUGGGAGGGGAGUUCUUUGUUGUUCAGCUGUAUGUAGUUUAAAAAAAUUUUUUUGUUUUGUUUUGUUUUGGGGUUUUUUUAAUGGCACAUGGUUGGUGUUACCUGGUGCCUGAUUGUACAUAGUUCCUGUAAGCUGACAUGAGGAUAACUGUACGGUUUAAGGACCUAGUGAAUUGUGGGAACAGGUUGCCACUGCAGAGAGGCGGCAUUUAUCCCGGGCCUCCCGUGUAGAAGUCUCUCCGCUCUGUGCGUUUCUCUGUUUGUUCUCUCGGUGCUCCAUCUACCACCUAGUGUCCUCCUUAAACAUUCUCACAUGGUUAGCCUUCAGCACUAAGCUGGGUCCUUCAAUCCCACAGUCUCUCCUUGUCUCUGUUCAACACUUCCACCCAGUCUUUUAAACCUGGCACCGCAUCACAUUUUAAGUUCAGCCAAGAAUCACCAAACUAAUGAGAAUUGGAACAAACGACCACCAAAAGUCAAAUCACAGAUUUACAACCUAAAUCUUCAGACACUUAGCCCUGUGUCACCAGGCCUCUGUGGACUGUAAAACAGAGUGCUUCUCUGGCAGCUUGUCACCAACACAAUAGGAACCUGGUUUGUGGUGGAACAAAGCGUACCUCUAUAUUCACAUAAUGAAGCACUCUAGGCUUCAGAGGGGCUUUUGCACAUGACGUUUUCUCUUUAUAUUUAAACUUUUUAUGAUAUAUCAUGCUUUCCAGGGAAGGGGGUGUGUGUGAACACGUAGAUCAUAAACUGUGUUUACUUGGUUCAUUCUAAGUGACAUCACAAUGUAAGAGCAAGGCAGCGAGUUGUACUUAAAAAUGGGAGCACUUAGUGUGAUAGCUAAUAAAUGUGUGAAACCAU